Colletotrichum gloeosporioides is the source of this 1158-nucleotide messenger RNA. RefSeq lists its product as uncharacterized. NCBI's taxonomy places the organism in Eukaryota, Fungi, Ascomycota, Sordariomycetes, Glomerellales, Glomerellaceae. The coding region runs from base 1 to 1158 and encodes 385 amino acids. The record is from RefSeq and is a predicted model, not a curated record. The transcript is spliced from 3 exons.
AUGCGCGCUCAGUAUCUGAUUCUUGCUGCUAUUGGGUUUGCCGCCGCUGCCCCUCUUGAUGUAAGAGGAGCUGAUGCCGAGGCCGAAGCAAUCCCCUUCUACCCCAAGAGAGGUGCUGAUGCCGAAGCUGAGGCUAUCCCUUUCUACCCGAAGCGUGGUGCAAAUGCUGAAGCAGAGGCAAUUCCCUUCUACCCCAAGAGAGAUGCUGUUGCGGAAGCUGAGGCCAUCCCAUUCUAUCCCAAGAGGGGUGCCGACGCUGAGGCUGAGGCCAUCCCGUUCUACCCGAAGCGUGGCGCUGAUGCUGAGGCUGAGGCUAUCCCCUUCUAUCCUAAAAGGGAGGCCCAUGGAAAGCCAGAUUCCAACGGAGGAGACUCAGGAUCUCUACCCACAACCUCCAUUGUAAAAACACUUUCGAUCAUCGCAGUACGCGUCAUAAUCACGAUUCUUGCUGGAUAUGGGCUCUUCUCCCUACUGGUACCUCACCUUUCUCUAACCCAAAAGCAACAUCCUGUAUCAUGCAACUGCGGCGAGACCAUCGAAGAAGCGCGCGCCAACAGCUGUGUAUAUGAUUCCCUCGCCGCAGCAUGGCUUCCACCACAUUGCCGCUCCGCCAAACUCACCGCAGAGUUCGAGUCUCUGGGCCCGAAUGAGCCCGACAUGACAGGCAACACCUGGGGAUACUGGCACGACCAGAACCAGACGCACCCCAUGACGCUCGAGGAAGUCAGCCAGCUACCCGAGGCGGCGAGACGCGGCCAGCAUGCACGAUUCUUCACUACCCACGAAUGGCACCUUGUACACUGCGUCUUUUACUGGCGCAAGAUGUGGGAAGCGGCGCGGUGUGCGAGGGGGGUGGAUGGGGCUUCGUGUGGGGAUGAUGGGAUACUGGUGAUUGAGAAGCGUUACGACACGUUGAUGCAUAUUAAUCACUGCAUGACGAUGAUGUUAAUGCGGGAUCCAUUGGAUAGUAUCGCGGCCGAGGCUGGUGUUGCGCUGCAUUCUGAUGAGCUGCAUGUUGCCAAGCCACACAAGCAUGAGGAGAGUGGGCAUCACGGAGGCGGUGGGCAGAAGCCGGGUGAUCCAUAUGACAAGAUGGGAAAAGAGCAUCAGCAUGGGAAGGGUGAUCCGUAUGAUGAAAGAAGUCUCGAAGUCAAGUAG